Messenger RNA from Saccharomyces kudriavzevii IFO 1802, 558 nucleotides. It is a transcript of the gene ATG12, whose product is annotated as Atg12p. The record is from RefSeq and is a predicted model, not a curated record. The transcript has a single exon. Lineage: Eukaryota; Fungi; Ascomycota; Saccharomycetes; Saccharomycetales; Saccharomycetaceae. Gene Ontology annotation, cellular component: cytoplasm; phagophore assembly site membrane; Atg12-Atg5-Atg16 complex. The coding region runs from base 1 to 558 and encodes 185 amino acids. Gene Ontology annotation, biological process: C-terminal protein lipidation; nucleophagy; autophagy of mitochondrion.
AUGAGCAGGAUCCUGGAGAGCGAAAAUGAAACAGAAAGCGAUGAAAGCUCCAUCAUAUCCACUAGCAAUGGCUCUGUCAGUGAAAGAUCAAGAAAUAAUCAAGAACUAAAAUCGUCGACCCACACAGUUCAAAAUAGAUUGGAACUUUUCAGUAGGAGACUGUCUCAACUUGGAUUAGCAAGCGAUAUUUCUAUCGAUCAACAAGUUGAAAGUUCAUCCAAUAGCACUUAUGAGCAGAAGGAAAUGACCAAAACAAAUGCACAAACGGAACAAAAGAGCCGCAAAGAGAAACCGGAUACUCAGAAGAUUCAAAUAAAAUUUCAACCUAUUGGAUCUAUGGCACAAUUAAAACCCUCUGUUUGUAAGAUUUCUAUGUCACAAUCUUUUGCGAUGGUAAUUUUAUUCCUCAAAAGACGGCUGAAGAUGGACAAUGUUUAUUGUUAUAUAAAUAAUUCUUUUGCACCUAGUCCACAGCAAAAUGUUGGGGAGCUUUGGAUGCAAUUUAAAGUCAAUGAUGAGCUAAUUGUGAGUUAUUGUGCAUCGGUAGCGUUUGGGUAG